GCGGCAGCAGGAGGAGGGAGGGCCCCGCCGCCCCGCGCCCCGCCCCCAGCCCCCGCCUCCGCCAAUCAGCGGCGCCCGGGUGGUGUCGGAGUCCGGAGCUCGGCGCUGCUGCCGCUCAGAGUGAGAGGAGACGGGAUGGAGGUGCCGGCUCCCCCCGCUCUCAGCAUCAGCAGCAGUAGCCUGUCCGGCCCGGGGGCCGCGGGGGCCAGCAGCAGCGAGUGUCGCAUGGUGGAGCUGCACGGGGUGCGGGUGGCGUCCUUCCUGCUGGGGGGGCAGGAGCUCAUCUGUCUGCCCCAGGUCUUCGAGCUCUUCCUCAAGCACCUGGUGGGGGGGCUGCACACCGUCUACACCAAGCUCAAGCGGCUGGACAUCACGCCGGUGGUCUGCACGGUGGAGCAGGUGCGGGUGCUGCGGGGGCUGGGGGCCAUCCAACCGGGGGUCAACCGCUGCAAGCUCAUCACCCGCCGGGACUUCGAGACGCUGUACAGCGACUGCACCAACGCCAGCUCACGACCGGGAAGGCCCCCGAAGCGGUCGCUGGGAGUCACCAUCCAGGAGAACGCACGUUUGCUGCCCCACGGAGUUCCAGGUCUCUUGUCUCCGGGACUGAUCUCCCCCACAGGCAUGCAAGGAGAAUUUUCGUCUGGAUGGCAGCAGUUCAGAAAUGGACUCACGGCCGCUGCUAUGGCGGAAGCGAUGAAGCUUCAGAAGAUGAAGUUGAUGGCAAUAAACAGUCUUCACGGGAGCGGCAGCCAGAACGGAACAGAGUCCGAGAACGAGGAGCUCAACUCUAACGCAGGUGGAAGUGAAUCCUCGUGGGAUAAGGAGAAGCUCCAGUCUCCGAUCACCACCAGUGGCUCUCAGCAUGGACUAGGACACGUCACUUUGUCCGGACAGUCCGGGAUCGGAAGUACACAUCCGUUGAGUCCUCUCCAACAGAACCACCUCCUGGCCAACAGUACGUAUAGAUUAGAGAUCCCGUUCAUGAUGAUGCCUCACCCCCUCCUCCCCGUGAGCCUCCCUCCUGCAUCCGUUGCCAUGGCAAUGAAUCAGAUGAAUCACCUUAAUACUAUCGCCAACAUGGCUGCAGCUGCUCAGAUGCACAGUCCUCUGUCUAGGGUGGGAGCGUCUGUCAUAAAGGAAAGGAUCCAAGGCAGUCCUUCACCAUCGCCAUCCCUAGAUGACCCCCAGCGGCCAGGCAGCCACGCCUCCUCACACCAGAGCAGUAGCGUCUCCAGCUCACCCUCACAACUGGACAACAUAGCUGACCGAGUCGCCAUGUUACCAAACUCCAGAGACGGAGAUAUCCCGGAACAAGAUUCUGAAACCAGUAUAAAGAAGAUGUCAAAAGAGAAAGUAACGGCUGGCCUUGCUAAGUAUAGAUUUGGACCUGCUAAUGUUUGGUGGCCCUGUACGGGGACUUCGCUGCUUGAACUACACCAGACGCCACCUGCGUGGCGGGGACAUCGUGGUGGCAGGUUAUACAUCGGUAACCAUGACAUCCAAAUCACUAUUCCAAUAAUUAAACCAACCUUGGACAAAGUUCAGCUGGCGGGGCAAACCCUUCCUCCUGGGUUCCCAGCGCCAUUCCUCUUUGCCGACGGGCUGUCAUCCGUAGAAACUCUCCUCACCAACAUUCAGGGCCUUCUAAAAGUCGCAGUUGACAACGCCAGAGUACAAGAAAAGCAAAUACAGCAGGAAAAGAAAGAUUUAAAGAUGGAGCUUUGCCGGGAGAGGGAGCUGAGAGAGAGCCUGGAACGGCAGCUGACGGCGGAGCUGCAGAGCCGAGCAACAAUUCAGAAGCGCUUGAAGAAAGAGAAAAAGGCCAAGAGAAAAUUACAGGAGGCCUUGGAGUUUGAGUCGAAGCGACGGGAACAAGUAGAGCAGGCACUUAAACAAGCCACGACAGGAGAGGGUCUCCGGAUGUUAAACGAUGCCUGUAUCCCUGAGAUGGAGACAGAACACAACGGUUCCCAACAUGACAGCCCCCCCAUGCAAGAAAACAGGACGUACAUAAAACCUCCGAUUAUGUACUGAAGAUGAGGUCGGAGAUUGCGCUGUUCGCCGGAAUGGACGCUCCCAGCCUUUGCUGCCUUCAGUAUGAAAAGACAGACCGCGAAUUGAAGCAUGAAAUGUGGAGGACUUUUUUUCGAGCUGUUUCCGCAGUUGCUGCAUCAACAACUGCUCUGUCAUACCGAGGAAACGGAGAGAUUUCCUGCAAGACGUUCCUAUAAGGCCACCCCGCGGUGACACCUAGAUCAUAGAUCCCAAAAUAGAAGAGAAAUUGACAUUUUAAGCACAUCUACUACAACCACAAUCCCUCUUCCCACACGGAUUUGUUUUUCGCUAACCAGGAAUAAUUUUAUUCUCCAGCUACGACACAAAAAGUUGUUCCAUACUCAACCAAGUUCUUACCAGCUCCCCUAGUGGCUGAAUCUGGAAUUGUUUCUCACAGAUACCACUCGUCACUGAACAAUAUAAUUUGUGUUUAUAAAUUUAGCUUUGUUUACUGAAGCGAAUAUUCAGUAUAUAUAUAUUACAUUUUGGAAAGAAAUGUGUGUACAUUUUUUUAAGAAAAAUACAAAUGCUGUACAAAUUAUUCUUUCAUUAGACGACCAAUGAAGAUCCGCACAGAUGCCCCGUCCUGGGGGGGACAAAUGAGAUUAAGGCUUUUAAACGCUUGGCUCAACGUUUGGUCUUUUAAAGGAAAUGAACAUACGGUAGAGUGUUAGGUAAUGGAAACUUUUAAGUAUGGUUUCUCUGUUGUACUAUAUUAAGUUAAAAGUAUAACUUUGUUAAAAUGUUCUUGCUAAAAUACAGUAUUAAAACUUUUUUUGUUUGA
Pseudophryne corroboree (corroboree frog) is the source of this 2842-nucleotide messenger RNA. RefSeq names its product dachshund family transcription factor 2 (gene DACH2). Bases 136 to 2037 code for a protein of 633 amino acids. Gene Ontology annotation, molecular function: RNA polymerase II cis-regulatory region sequence-specific DNA binding; DNA-binding transcription factor activity, RNA polymerase II-specific. Gene Ontology annotation, biological process: regulation of transcription by RNA polymerase II. Gene Ontology annotation, cellular component: transcription regulator complex; nucleus. Lineage: Eukaryota; Metazoa; Chordata; Amphibia; Anura; Myobatrachidae. The transcript is spliced from 15 exons. The record is from RefSeq and is a predicted model, not a curated record.